AUGCCCACUAGCGACGACCUCGUGACGUCGGUGGGCCUCCACACGGACGACAUUCUCACAGCCAUUGUCCAAUGCAUUGCUGCGCCGCACGAGGUUCCACUCUUGGAUGUGCUUUCGACGCUGCCAGCACUGGACGACCUUGAGCUGUCGCGUUGCUGCUUUGAUCCGACGCGCCCGCGACCAUUGUUCCCGAAGCCGCUGCCACGCGGACAUUUCUCCGACAUGGCGUGGCCAGGCGAUGCGUGGUCGGUGCUGGGCGUUGCCUUGGCGAGCGCACACGGCCUCAACGAGCUCUCGUGGCACUCUUGUUGCUCGAGCACGACGGCGCUGAUGGCGACGAUAACGGGGACGAUACCCAACUGGAUUGAGCGUGGCGCCAACAGCAUUUCGUUCACGAGUGGAGACAAGACGUGGGUGCUCGUGAGCUGGCGGCCGCGCUUCCUCGAAUGA
Saprolegnia parasitica CBS 223.65 is the source of this 450-nucleotide messenger RNA. RefSeq lists its product as hypothetical. Bases 1 to 450 code for a protein of 149 amino acids. The record is from RefSeq and is a predicted model, not a curated record. The transcript is spliced from 2 exons. Lineage: Eukaryota; Oomycota; Saprolegniomycetes; Saprolegniales; Saprolegniaceae.